AUGAAAGACAUUAAGGAGGAUCUGGUUAAAAAUUUGUGGGGGGAUGAUGAAGUGGACUUUUCUUUUUCUGCUUCGGUAGGUCUUUCUGGUGGUUUAUUGUCAAUAUGGAGGACUCAGACUGUUACUGUCGAGGCCAGCUUCUCAGGGCCGGGUUUCUUAGGUUCAAAGGUUUUAUGGAAGGGAGAAUACUACUACAUUUUCAAUAUCUAUUCAGAUUGUGCUUGGUCUCAAAAACGUCUUUUAUGGGCUCGUUUGAUUGAGUGGAAAAACAAGUAUCAAGAUGGGGAAUGGAUAAUGGCGGGAGAUUUCAACGCGAUUAAAAAAAGGAGCGAGAGAUGUGGCAUUUCAUCUAGAAUUUGCAAUUCCGAAUGGAGAGAUUUCUCGGAUUUCAUCGACGACGCGGGGCUUGCAGAUGUGCCUUGUAAAGGCAAACGAUUCAUAUGGUUUAGUGGAGAUGGAAAAAUAAAGAGUAGAAUAGAUAGAUUUCUAAUUUCUAACAAGGUCAUCAUGUCUUGGGGGGUGGUGGGACAAUGGAUAGGAAUGAGAUAUAUUUCCGAUCAUUGUCCGGUUUGGUUGAUGGUAGACAAGGAGGAUUGGGGCCCAAAACCUUUCAAGUUCAACAAUGAAUGGUUUAGUGACAAAAGUUUUUUUGAUUUUGUUAAGAAGGAGUCAUAG
Molecule: messenger RNA, 675 nt
Organism: Vicia villosa (hairy vetch)
Lineage: Eukaryota; Viridiplantae; Streptophyta; Magnoliopsida; Fabales; Fabaceae
Exons: 1
Coding region: 1-675 (224 amino acids)
Molecular function (GO): catalytic activity
Source: RefSeq, a predicted model, not a curated record